Molecule: messenger RNA, 1767 nt
Organism: Erythranthe guttata (spotted monkey flower)
Lineage: Eukaryota; Viridiplantae; Streptophyta; Magnoliopsida; Lamiales; Phrymaceae
Source: RefSeq, a predicted model, not a curated record
CUAAUAUUGAAAUUGUAAUAUAAUAAUUUACAAAAUAAUAUUACAAUUAAAAAUAAUGCUAUAUCAAUCAUCCAAUGUUACAACAAUCCCCUUAAAAACCUUUGAAUUUGCAAAAAGGUGAAAAAAUGCAGAACAUUUCAAUUUUAGGGGUUAAAGUGUAAGUUCUGAAUAUAUCUCUUUAUUUUAAUAAAAAUCAUAAAAUGUAGGGACCAAGUUGAAACAUUUGAAAACUAAAGUGACCCUAAUAAGAUUUGUAUUCUUGCAAUCGACCCAUGCCCAAAUCAGAACUAAUAUAAAAUUGUCGGCGGCGCCACCAGCUCUAAUUCAUUUCCGCCGCCGCCGCGAAGAACACAGUUACACCACGAACACCGCCGGAAGCCGUUCGUCCCCAUUCUAGUCCGAUUAACCGCUGCCACGGUGGGUGUGAGCCGCUACAUGCCGGAACUUUGUCGCGGUGGCCUCCGUUCCGGCUCCACCAACCCCGUUCCGGCCGCUACGGCGGCGUUCCGAUAAGAAAAAUUAUUUGCAUGUACUCACUUGUCGUGUAUUAUUAAGAAGAGUCAAAGAAGAGAAGUUGUAAAAGAUAAUGAGUUAUUACAAUCAGAAUCAACCUCCUGUUGGUGCACUUCACCCUCAAGGUUACUCAAAGGAUGCGUAUCCACAACAACAAUUUAACGGCAGUUCCGAUUUCAAUGAAGGACGUUUGGCUGCUCAACGCCAAAAUUCCACACCGCCAUCUUCUUCCUCUGCGGUGAGGCUGUGGAGACCAAAUGCUCAACGGAACGUUCGGAACCAAUGGUCGAAGCUCAAUCGUCUACGCCACGACUGGCGGUCCGCUGCUUCUGCCGCCCGUUCUCACGCCACCAACAUCGUCAACUCCUACCUCUCACAAAAGUAUAUGGAUGGAAUGGACUUUGGUGUGUUGAGUGACAUGCCUAAUAUUCGAAAAAAAGCUUGCUCCAAAUUGUUCAAGCAGCAGGAGCUUCAUAGAGCGCAGUUUUUGUCGUGUUACAGAGAUAUGGUAGCAGUUGUGACGCAAAUGGUUAAUACAUGUAAAUCAAUGAGGUGUUAUUUUAGAGGGACGAGUAAUAGUCCAUUAGCUCAAUUUUCUCUCUCCUCGGAAGACGACUCCGACAAUGGCAGCUGCGGCGGAAUCCCUGUUUUUACAUUCUUUUCAAUUACGUCUUUCGAAGAACUAGCUUGGGAGAUUGUUCGUAUGUUUAUAUCGGAAUUGAAUCUAAAGCGGUUGCUUGUGAUGGAACUACUCUCUGUCUACGAUGAAAAAGUUGCAGAAGUCGCUGUUUUGCACUGGUCGGAUGAAUUCUACGAUGGAGAAUUUAUCGAUCUGAGUCUAUUGAAUUUGUACUCGAACGAAAAUCGGGAACCAGUAUUUCCGUGCCUUAAAGGUUGCAAAACUAGUACUUCAACUGUCCAGUCUAAACAACUGCAGGAUAGCAAUGUUUUACAGGUUUACAUAACAACUUGGCUGGUGGAGGUGAAUAUAGACAGAUGCAGGGUGGACGAAAUAUUUGAUAUUGUAGGAGGGGAGAUGCGUGUUGACUUUUCCGAAACAUUAGGUUGACCAAAGUCGAAACAAAACGCAGGGCUGCAUAAUUAUCUGAGUUGCAAUGUGUAAAACUCGAGAGACGAUUUUUUGAUGUCAUUUUGUAACUAUUUAUUUACAAGGCAUUUCAAGCUGUCUCCCAAAAUGAAGAAAGUUAAAACAGAGAGUUGUGGAGAAUGGAUAAUUUUUUGUUUUGCUUAGUU